GCCUACGCUUGUUGCGUACACAGAUCUCUUCUACGCGGUUGCAUUGCCAGGAUUAGAUUUUCUCAGUAGUUCUGGAAAUGUUAUAGACACAGAUGAGUGACAAAUUAGUAGGAUAAGGUGACAGAGGCUUUUGUGGGCUACACUAUCAUUUUACGGUUGUGGUCUGGGAAAGAACGCAUAAUUACUGUCUCACGCACAAUACAGUUUCAGGACCUGGUUGCGUGUGUCGUAAGCGACCAGCGCAGCGACAUGCAGAUUAGCAGUUGACGUGCAGGAUUUGUAAAACACCGGUUAAAGCCAGGGUAUAGCAGUGUCGGGAUGUUCCGGGAGAUUGUCAGAAUGAUCACUUCGCAGUCCGCUUUUGAUUUGACGUCUAGAAAUCAGCAAUGACUUCAUCCAUUUAGAUCUCAACCAAGGCUGACUCUGGCGGAGAACACAAGAGAACCGUAACGUUAUUUUAGGCUAAUUGAGAAUAACGCGCGGGCUAUGUGGAUUUUGCGUCAAAUUUUCGAGAGACAAUCUUCGGGAUAUUGCGCAUUUAAGAACUUGGCCUCCUGUACUAGCUAUUUCAUGGAAAGAUGUUAAUAUUCCAACAAACCUUUACAUUAAUAUAUAAUUACCUAUCUUCCCAUUAGUUCCACGUUAACAACCAUUAGACAAAAUAAUGAGAAGGGCUUUUUUAAAACAUGCGAGAAGGUAUCCCUGGAUAACUAAUGUGACCUUGUAUGGAUGCUUGUUCGCUGGCGGGGACUUCACGCACCAAUGUCUUGCCCAGAAAGAAGAAAUUGACUGGAAUCAAACGCGAAACGUGGCUCUGGUAGCAUUCAGCUUCCAUGGCAACUUUAACUACUUCUGGCUACGGGGCUUGGAGCGGCGUUUUCCCGGAAGAUCCGCCGGGAUGGUACUUCGCAAACUGUUUCUGGAUCAAACGAUUGCAUCCCCGCUGGCUACGAGUGUCUUCUACACAGGGGUCAGUUUCUUAGAGGGCAAGGAGGACAUACUGGAAGACUGGAGGGCGAAAUUCCUCAAUACAUACAAGACUGGACUCAUGUACUGGCCGUUUAUGCAGUUCCUUAACUUCGUGCUGGUGCCGCAAUACCUGCGGACGGCGGUUAUGGGCUGCAGCGCCUUCCUGUGGGCCACGUUCCUGUGUUUCUCGCGCCAGAGUGGGGACGGCACGGUCACUGUCGCCCUGGCCUGGAUCCGGUCGCCCAGAGCCAAGCUCCCAGCUCCUGAAGCCCGCGAGGAGAAGUGACACGGGGCCGGGGCCAGCGAAAAACGUGCGGGUCGUGCCUUUAUUCUUCGAAAGAUACCUACAGAGCAGAAGUCUUACAUAUAUUACAGAAGGUGCACCCAGGGGACCAGGUCCUCACGCUUUCCCCCGAAGUUCUGACUAAAAAAUUGAACCACUUGUCACGUUUUCCCUAUACGUCACACAGGUUGGUUGCUAGAUUAACGCUGGUUGCUGCCUGUUUGUUCACAAAAUUGGCGAAGGAUGAAAAGGUUGCAACUGAUUAAAUUCCUCUGUCAAAAUUAAAGAUGGGGCACAUUGCUCUUAGAUUGAAUUCAGGCCUUUCUUAAAAUUCGCCUGUCACUAGUCAUUCUCCCUCUUAAUUAUAUGACAAUAUUGUGAUAAAUAACGCCAGCCAUAACCUUAACAUAACCAGAAUAAUGGUCUUCCUAAUCUUAGUUAUUGGUGUACUUGUGAAAAUCAAAUAAAACUCUUAGUUGUUUCCUUCAUGGAGAGUGCAGAGAUGAGCCAAAGCAACAUGGAACCAGACGCGUAGUUCAGGGACUUUAAAAACCCCACAUGCUCUAAUUACUUGAAAUGUUUAUUCGAACACAAUAGGUUGCCAUCAACCCAGACACCUUACACAUGAACAGAGAGGUAUGUCAUCGAGUAGCAUACCUUAAAAUAGGACAGUGUGUUCAGAGAACUUAUGUUAAAACAACUCAGAAAAUGUACGUGUGCCGUUUUAGCAGACGGCAAUUUAGAUUAUUAUGGUGUAACUCUAUUAGUUGAUGUAGAUAAUGCGGAACUUGGUGUGCUCGUUGAUACCAUUACAGACAGCAAUGCGAAGAUAAGAGUGACAUUAAGAGCGCGAUUAGCUACCCGUAUGGGGUAUCCGAUUUAGUUAUUUCGUGUGCUAAUCGUGUCUUUUAUUGCGAUUGGAUUUCCUGCUAGGGACCGCAGCGCUUACACAGCGAUUUUUUUUACUGUUGCGAUGCUAUGUGGAGAUGCCAGGGAUGGAAAAGGUGCGCUUUACUACAGAAUAUUUAAAAAUACAAAAACAUAUACUGGACAAAGUCUUUAUUACUUUGUUCACACAAUUUACUAACCGCCCAGGUCCCUUCUGUCUUCCAGAGAGAAAGGUUUAAAGUCUGAAACACGAACCAUGUGAUCGCAUUAUUCUAUCUCAGUUCACUUCCAACUUGAACGUUAAAUUGUUUCUUAAAUAUUAUCAAUAUAAAUAUUUAUAUGGGAGAAUAAAACCGGUCGAAUAUACUGAAAUACAAUA
Messenger RNA from Megalops cyprinoides (Indo-Pacific tarpon), 2519 nucleotides. RefSeq names its product mpv17-like protein. The coding region runs from base 665 to 1255 and encodes 196 amino acids. The transcript has 4 exons. NCBI's taxonomy places the organism in Eukaryota, Metazoa, Chordata, Actinopteri, Elopiformes, Megalopidae. Gene Ontology annotation, cellular component: membrane; cytoplasm. The record is from RefSeq and is a predicted model, not a curated record.